UUGCAGAUUAAGUGAUAACAAUAAGAGUUCAACUGAUAGUAAGUCGCAAGAACAUAAACAAACAAAUGCGUUCAGUGCAGUGUUCAUGAGUUCCGAUUUUGGGAAGGACGAGUGGUAUGUUGACUCGGGCUGUAGUUUUCAUCUCACUGCAAACGAGAACUGGAUCAAAAACAUGUCAAGCGAGCUUACUACGACCGAGAUUGUAGUCGCGAAUAAAGAAAAACUACCCGUGAAAUGCUGUGGCAAUGUAAUGAUUACGACAUUUACAAAGAAGUGUGAAUAUGAUGUCGAAGUUGAAAAUGUUUUGUGUGUCCCAAGUUUGACAACGAAUCUGCUAUCUGUCAGCGAGUUAAUUAAAAACGGAAACACAGUUAAGUUUACGAAAGUUGGUUGUAAUAUUUACAAUAAAAUUGGAGAGCUUGUUGCGACAGCGUGUUUGAUAAAUGGAGUAUACAAGUUAAAUGUCACUGAAGUUUUUGGAGCUGCUGCAAUGGUGUCAGGAGAGACAUGGCAUCGUCGUCUCGGACAUUGCAACAGUAACUACUUGAACAAAAUGCAGGACGCCGUGGAAGGGCUCACACUUGACAAGUAACACCAAAUCUACAGAGCUGCUCCAAAUCAUACACACGGAUGUCUGUGGCCCCUUUCAAAAUGUAUCUCUUGGAGGUUCCAGAUACUAUAUAGUCUUUGUCGAUGACUAUAGCCGCAUGGUGCAUGUUUACUUUAUAAAGAAUAAAAGUGAAGCGUUUGAUUGUUUUAAAAAAUAUAAAGCUUUGACAGAAAACCAACUGAAUAAGAAAAUUAAAAUCCUAAGAAGUGAUCAAGGUAAGGAAUUCUGUAAUAAAGAUUUUGACAAUUUUUUGAGUAAAGAAGGAAUUAUACAUCAGAAGACAAAUGCAUAUACGCCAGAACA
This is a messenger RNA of Leguminivora glycinivorella, 913 nucleotides long. RefSeq lists its product as uncharacterized. The record is from RefSeq and is a predicted model, not a curated record. The transcript is spliced from 2 exons. Lineage: Eukaryota; Metazoa; Arthropoda; Insecta; Lepidoptera; Tortricidae. Bases 86 to 592 code for a protein of 168 amino acids.